GUGUGCUAUGGAAAUUAGUAGUGGUGUGACAUGCCUUGACUUGUUAAUCAACCAGAUUGAGGCACUAAAUGAGAAAUAUGGAUGCAAUAUUCCUCUGCUCUUGGUGAAUGCAGAAAAUGCACAUGAUGGUAUAUUGAAGGUCUUGGAGAAACACACGAAUAAGAACAUCCAUUCUGUUACUCAG
Striga hermonthica is the source of this 184-nucleotide messenger RNA. The record is from the annotation of a GenBank genome assembly. NCBI's taxonomy places the organism in Eukaryota, Viridiplantae, Streptophyta, Magnoliopsida, Lamiales, Orobanchaceae.